CUCUCCCUUUUUGGCGCCGUCCUCGCCGUGUGGAGGCCGCGCGGUUGGGGGGCUGCGGGCCGAGCCGCCUCAACAUGCCCGGAAAACUGCGCGAGGAGUCGGACGUGGCCCCGAAGAAGAAGAACAAGAUGAAGAGUGAUAAAAACAAAACUACUUCCCCAGAAAUUGCCAAGAAGAAAUCUGAUGCAGUUGAGAAUGAACGGUUGGAUGAAGACAGUUCCCCGAACCCCAAAAAGUUAAAACUGAAAACGAAUCUAAAUGGGCAGGCUGAAAAGCAGAAUGGUAUUUUAGAUGAAAUUAAUCCCUCAAAAUCCAAAACGGCCAAAAAAAAAGCAAAUGGGCUGGCUAAAGAGCAGAAUGGGAUUUUAGACGAAGGUAACCCCCAGAAAUCCAAAACAUCCAAAAAGAAAGCAAAUGGGCAGGCUAAAGAGCAGAAUGGGAUUUUAGAUGAACUUAGCCCCCCCAAACCCAAGAAAGCGAAAAAGGAGGAAAAGCUAAAUGAAAUGGUUGGAGAGGCAGAUGAGCUUCGGAUUUCCUCCAAGCCCACAAAAGGGAAAAAGAGCAAGCUGCCAAAUGGAAGCAUUAACGAGGCGAGGGAAAAACCUAAGAAUGAUUCAUCCCUGGUCAAUGGAUUUUCAUCCCCAGCCUCAACGGACAGCGAGCCAGAGCAGGCCCUAACGCCCGAACAGAAAGACGGCGCCUUCUCUAACUUCCCCAUCUCGAAGGGGACCGUACAGCUUCUGAAAGAUCGAGGGGUGACCUACCUGUUUCCCAUACAAGUCAAGACGUUUCAUCACGUGUACGAAGGCCGAGACGUGGUUGCUCAGGCCAGGACGGGAACUGGAAAGACCUUCUCCUUCGCUAUCCCCUUGACGGAGAAGCUUCAGAGGACGCGAGAGGAACAGAAGCGAGGCUAUCCCCCCAAGGUACUUGUGUUGGCUCCAACCAGAGAACUUGCAAACCAGGUCGCCAAGGACUUCAAAGACAUCACCAAAACCCUCACGGUGGCUUGCUUUUACGGUGGCACACCCUAUAAUGGCCAGAUCGACCUCAUCCGAAAGGGAAUCGACAUUUUGGUGGGGACCCCGGGCCGUAUUAAAGACCUUCUGGAGAGUGGCCGGUUAGAUCUUACUAAACUGCGACAUGUCGUGCUCGAUGAAGUCGAUCAGAUGUUAGACAUGGGCUUUGCUGAGGAUGUGGAAAGUAUCAUAAGUGGAGCGUAUAAUAGAGAGUCAGAAGACAAUCCUCAGACCCUGCUGUUUUCUGCAACUUGUCCACAGUGGGUGUACAAAGUGGCAAAGAAAUACAUGAAAGCCAAAUACGAACAGGUAGACCUCAUCGGAAGGUUGACCCAAAAGACCGCAACCACCGUGGAGCAUUUGGCUAUCCAGUGUCGAGGGAACCACAGAGCUGCUGUGAUUGGAGACGUCAUCCAGGUCUACAGUGGAAAUCAAGGGCGGGCCAUUGUCUUUUGUGAGACAAAGAAAGAUGCAUCAGAAAUGGCCUUGAAUUCUAACAUAAAACAGGAAGCCCAGGCUCUACAUGGCGACAUUGCACAGGCCCAAAGGGAAAUUACACUGAAGGGCUUUAGAAACGGGGUCUUUAAAGUUCUGGUGGCAACCAACGUGGCUGCUCGUGGUUUGGAUAUUCCAGAGGUCGAUCUGGUGAUACAGAGUUCACCUCCACAGGACGUCGAGUCUUACAUCCAUCGUUCCGGACGCACCGGUCGAGCUGGGCGUACGGGGAUCUGCAUUUGCUUUUUUCAGCCAAAGGAGAGAGGUCAGCUAAGAUACGUGGAGCAGAAAUCGGGGAUUACCUUUAAACACGUAGAUAUUCCAUCUGUAGUAGAUGUAAUUCAAGCCUCCAGCAAAGAUGCUAUCAGCUCCCUGGCUUCUGUGCCCGAGGAAGCCCUCGAAAAGUUCCGCUCGUACGCCAAGACGCUGAUCGAGGAGAAGGGGGCGGUGGAGGCGUUGGCCGCGGCUUUAGCCCACAUCGCGGGUGCCUCCAGCUUCCAGCAGCGUUCCCUCAUCAGUUCCGACAAGGGAUUUGUGACUAUGGCCUUGGAAUGUUCCGAAGAGUUGAAGCAUCCUAACGCUGCCCAGACGGAACUCAGAGCCAAGCUGCCUGCUGACCUUGCGGCCCAAGUAACCAGAAUGUGCCUUCUGAAAGGGAAAAAAGGUGUCUGCUUUGACGUUCCCAGCGCCCAGGCGGAGCAGAUAAAGGCGGAGUGGAAAGAUUCAGCCAAAUGGAAGCUGUCACUGCCCCAGAAAUUACCCGAGCUGGAGAGAGACUACAACGACGGAGGCAGAGCCUCCAACUUCAGGCAGAGAGGUCAGCACGGCAACCGGCCGGGCUUCUCCCGUGGCCACCGGCCGGGCAACCAGGCGGGGAGUCGGCAGAGAGGCGGCUUCAACAGAGGGGGUAAUAGGAACGGAUUCCAAAACCGGGGCCAGAAGAGGAAUUUUCAGCAAGCAUUUGAUUGACACCGCGGCUGAGGUCUGGGGUGAAGCCGCCAAGAGAGGUCAUCUCGGCGGGUUCGGUCGGCAAAACCGCAGGUGAAUGGCUGUAAGGGAAUUCACUGAAUGAUACCGUCUCCGUAAAGAGUUUCAUCCGCAUCGCUGGCAAUAUAUAAAGCUGCAUCCGGAGAAUCGA
Tachyglossus aculeatus (Australian echidna) is the source of this 2652-nucleotide messenger RNA. RefSeq names its product ATP-dependent RNA helicase DDX50-like. The record is from RefSeq and is a predicted model, not a curated record. Gene Ontology annotation, molecular function: ATP binding; RNA binding; RNA helicase activity. The coding region runs from base 75 to 2483 and encodes 802 amino acids. The transcript has 15 exons. Lineage: Eukaryota; Metazoa; Chordata; Mammalia; Monotremata; Tachyglossidae.